Messenger RNA from Hippocampus zosterae (dwarf seahorse), 3716 nucleotides. Its product is annotated as general transcription factor II-I repeat domain-containing protein 1-like. Gene Ontology annotation, cellular component: nucleus. The coding region runs from base 353 to 3394 and encodes 1013 amino acids. The record is from RefSeq and is a predicted model, not a curated record. Gene Ontology annotation, molecular function: DNA-binding transcription factor activity. Lineage: Eukaryota; Metazoa; Chordata; Actinopteri; Syngnathiformes; Syngnathidae. The transcript has 27 exons.
UUUCCCUCCCGGAGCUUUUCCGGUUAAUCUGCUCGGCCCCGCCGGCCGCAGCCAAUGGACGCUGCCGUUGAGUUGGGGUUGGGAUUAGCAGGAGGGCGAAUGACUUUCAAUUUUACUGGAUUACAGAACAAAGAACGAGAAGGAGGUGCAAAAAGGACACUUCUACUAGUACUGCUGUGGAAGAAAAAAAAAGAGCGAGAGACGUGGGUACGAAGAUUGAGAUUAAGAUUACGUCCGUUUUUUUGUCGAAGUGUUUUGAGCAACAUUCGUGUUUUUUUUAAACGAUGGAUUAAAAAAAAUUCCGGGAUUGACGGCAACCGACAAAAGCGAUUUAAUCGCGAAUUAAGAGGCCAUGUCUCAAAUGAGGAAGCUGGCAUGUGACGGCGCGCGGCCCACCUCCCGCUGCGACCCUCCGGUUCCGACGCCGUCGGCCCGGCAGGAGAUCCUCACCAGCUUGGUGUCGGCUCUGGACUCCGUGUGUACGGCCAUGUCCAAGCUCAACGCCGAGGUGGCCUGCAUCACCGUCCACGAGGACAGCGUCAUCGCGCUCGGCACGGAAAAGGGGCGAAUUUUCCUCAACUCCAAGCGAGAAAUCCAGACGGAAUUCUACAAGCAUUGCCGGGCGGCCACUUGCCUGCCCAACAUGACCGUCGCCAAAGACCAAGACGUGGAACCGGCGGGCAAGGCGGGAAAGGAAGGCGAGCACGGGAAUCUGGGCAGAGCACCCCCACUCCCUCCGCCACUGCCGCCGCCACCACCUGACACUCAGUCCAACAUUUUUGUCCUGAGGAAGAUGGUGGACGAGGUCUUCACCGUUCUCUACAGUGAAGCGGCCGGAAAGAGCACCCUAGUGCCCGUGCCUUACGAGUGGCUCCAGAAAGAGCCGGCUUGCCUUGUGGCCCGCGGCCUACCGGAGGGCGUUUCCUUGAGGAAGCCAUCCGAGUAUGACUCCAAGACGCUCAUAAAGAUUCUGGAGCAAAGCCACAGGAUACACUUCACCGUCACAAGGCCGACGGAAGACUUGUCUCGCGAAGCCAAGUCGGCGAGCGCGGAGCUGGGCCAUCAAAGCUCUUCCGGCAGCCCCGUGGCUCAGGGCGGCGCUGGCCCAGUCAAGACUACUGCCCAGGUAGUCACACCGUCAAGUCCCGCCACUUCCGCCAACUCUGUUCUCUCAAACUUCCUGUACGGCAUGCCCAUGUCCUCCAAACCCCACCCAGAUGGUCCGCUGGACUUCAAACCCCCGUCGCUCCUCAACCUGGGCAAGGACCGACUGGCCAAGUGGACAGACAAGGGCGCAUGCGGGAAGGAAGCUGCUAGCAUUGAUGAGACAACAAAAGUACUCGGUGAGCAGGGUCAGACACCUGCGAGUGCUCACAUAUCCAAGAGGCUACUUUUCUCCAUUGUGCACGAAAAAUCAGAAAAAUGGGACUCGUUCAUCCGAGAGACGGAGGAUAUUAACACGUUAAGGGAAUGCGUCCAGAUCCUGUUCAACAGCAGAUAUGCCGAGGCCCUCGGUCUGGACCACAUGGUGCCGGUGCCCUACCGCAAGAUUGCGUGCGACCCGGGCGCGGUGGAGAUCCUGGGCAUCCCGGACCAGAUUCCCUUCAAGCGUCCGUGCACCUACGGGGUCCCCAAACUCAAACGCAUCCUGGAUGAGCGACACGCCAUCCGAUUCGUGGUCAGGCGGAUGUUUGACGAAAAGAUUUUCACAGCUGCCGGCAAGAUGUCGAAGGAGGAAAGCAAGCAGGACACCGGGGCCGCCACCCCCGAAGACACUCUGACCGAGAAUCCGAGCCUCACGCCCCCCGCCGCGGAGCCGCCAGUCAAUCCUCACAGCGGCCGGUCGAGCGGCGCCUGCGCGAGCCCCCCGGCCGAGCGCGAAGCAGGUCCUUCGGCAGAUUGCCUGCCCGUGAAGAGGAUUAAAACGGAGCCUCCGGACGGGGACAUCAUUCAAGUGACGGUGCCGGCAGGCGUCUCCGGUGCGGAGGAGGCCAGCGAGCCGCCACCCGAGCCCGCCUCACGCGGGGCCACGUCCUCCCCCUCGCGUCCCUCGGGUGCCUCGGCCCUCCACCACCCGGCGGAAAGCCACGCAGCCGGCGAAGCCUUGUCGUCCAACGUGGCCCCCCAGGGCGUCCGAAGACCCCCUGAAGCCGGAAGGCUGGUGGAGGACAUUGGUGAAAUGAUUCUUCAGCUGCGCGGACAAGUGGAGAACUUAUUCAGCAUGAAGUAUGCGGAAGCUUUGGGCCUCCCCGAGCCUGCCAAGGUGCCCUAUUCCAAGUUCCAGAUGUACCCCGAGGACCUCUUUGUCACCGGCUUGCCCGAGGGCAUCGCCUUGCGUCGGCCCAACUGCUUCGGGGCGGCCAAGUUGCGCAAGAUCCUGGCCGCCGCCAGCCGCAUCCGCUUCGUCAUCAAAACGCCCAAGCUGCUGAGCGAGCGCGUCAAACAAGAGUUGCCUCCCGUCUGCGACUCGGAGCUGGACGCCAAGGAAGUGACGCCGCUGACGGAAGACGCCGCGGCGUUGUCCAAGAGACCCGCUUUCUCAGAGGGCCUGGAGUCCAAGCUGUCCAGGAUCGACCUGGCCAACACCCUGCGGGAGCAGGUCCAGGACCUGUUCAACAGGAAGUACGGCGAGGCGCUGGGCAUCAAGUACCCGGUGCAAGUGCCUUACAAGCGCAUCAAGAACAACCCGGACUCCGUCAUCAUCGAGGGACUCCCCCCCGGCAUCCCCUUCCGGAAGCCCUGCACCUUCGGCUCGCAGAACCUGGAGCGCAUCCUGGCGGUUGCCGACAAAAUCAACUUCACCAUCACCAGACCUUUCCAAGGCCUUAUUCCAAAGCCCGCACCUCGACGGGUCACUUUACUCAAGAAGGCGUACGCUACCAUAAAUGACGACGACGAUGACGACGACGACGUCAACCGAGUCGGGGAGAAGGUGGUCCUCCGCGAGCAGGUCAAGGAGCUGUUCAACAAGAAAUACGGCGAGGCUCUGGGGCUGGACCGCGCCGUGGCCGUGCCGUACAAGCUGAUCCGCGGCAGCCCGGAGUGUGUGCAAGUGGACGGCCUCCCCAAAGACGUGCCCUUCCGCAACCCGGGUGCCUACGACGCCACUUGCCUGGAGAGGAUCCUCCACGCCAAAGAAAAAAUCAGCUUCAGUGUCAAGAGCCAGCUCCAGCCUUUUUCAGAACUGUGCAGUCAGCCUUGCAACACAGCGUUAGCGCCCGAAGCCUCUACCAGUCGACGAAAGCGCAAGCGAGUCCAGGAGACCCGCAGAGGACCCGCCCCCUCCUCCACAGAGCUUGCUCCGCCGGCCAGUCAGAUUCCAGUCAUGUGGCCCAUGUACAUGGUGGACUACAGUGGAGUCAACAUGCAAGUACCAGGAAAAGUCAACUACUGAAGGGAGUCAGAGCGCAGAAAUGGCGUGGUCAACAAUCUGCCAUGGCGAUAAUUAAUGAUGAUCACUAUUGUUGGUUUUUUUUUUCUCAUGUUUGCUAACAUUAGCACUAAAAAAGUCACGUCGUGUAUGUGUGUGCGCGCGCCAUUAGCCUCCAUACCGUUAUUACUAACACUAUAAAUCACAGUGACAUCUUACGUUAAGUUUGUACCUUUUUUAUUUAUUCUAUUUAUUAAAAUGUAACAUCGCCAUGUGCAGGGAUGCUAACUAAAACAAUAACGCUUAGCGGGGGCCGCAUACUCUGGAUUGAUAGUUUUUUUAAAAA